This is a messenger RNA of Brassica oleracea var. oleracea, 920 nucleotides long. Its product is annotated as rho GDP-dissociation inhibitor 1-like. Gene Ontology annotation, biological process: Rho protein signal transduction. The transcript is spliced from 5 exons. The coding region runs from base 121 to 780 and encodes 219 amino acids. Lineage: Eukaryota; Viridiplantae; Streptophyta; Magnoliopsida; Brassicales; Brassicaceae. The record is from RefSeq and is a predicted model, not a curated record. Gene Ontology annotation, molecular function: Rho GDP-dissociation inhibitor activity; protein binding. Gene Ontology annotation, cellular component: cytoplasm; membrane; cytosol.
UUCAAUUGCCAUCUUUGCGCUUUGCUCGAACCCAACGGUUGACUUUAACCAAGAUCUUAUUAGAUCGACAAGGAGAUUUUGUUUUUGUUUGUAUUGUUCUGGUAGGAGGGAGGAACCAAUAUGGGUCUGGAUGAUGAAAAUAAGAAAGGAGAAGCUUCAGGAGAAACAUCAGAUAGAGAAAAUAGGCUAAGCAGAAUGAACAGUGAAAGCUCUUUGUCUGAAGAAGACGAAGAGAGGAAGCCCGAACUCGGCCCCAUGAUCGCUCUCAAAGAACAGCUCGAGAAAGAUAAGGAUGAUGAAAGCUUGAGGAGAUGGAAGGAGCAGCUUAUCGGGGUCGUGGAUUUUGAAGACGUCGGAGAGACACCGGAUCCUGUAGUAAAGAUCCUACACUUGACAGUUAGGUCUCCAGACAGAGAGGAGAUGGUAUUGACGAUACCUGAUGAUGGAGUGCCAAACCCGAAAGGUCCUUGGUUCACCAUAAAGGAAGGAUCCAAGUACACACUUGUCUUCAACUUCCGUGUCACCAACAAUAUCGUUUCGGGACUUCGCUACAACAAUACCGUUUGGAAAACCGGCGUCAAGGUGGAUAGUACGAAAGCAAUGCUUGGAACUUUUAGUCCUCAAGCUGAGCCUUACCAACAUGUAAUGCCUGAAGAAACGACCCCGUCUGGUAUUUUUGCUAGAGGAACCUAUUCCGCAAGGACGAAGUUCGUUGAUGACGAUAAUAAAUGCUACUUGGAGAUCAACUACACCUUCGACAUCCGCAAGAAUUGGCAAUGAUCCACCUAAUUCAACACCUUCUUGAGUCCAAAACCUAUACAGACCGAAGCUCUUUUUAUAAUAUUCCUUUUUUUCUACCUUACAUUAUUUGACUCCAGACUAGAAAACUUGUUUAGCUUUGGAUUAAAUGAUCAUGAAUA